Messenger RNA from Homarus americanus (American lobster), 870 nucleotides. RefSeq names its product uracil-DNA glycosylase-like. Gene Ontology annotation, cellular component: nucleus; mitochondrion. The coding region runs from base 104 to 631 and encodes 175 amino acids. Gene Ontology annotation, molecular function: uracil DNA N-glycosylase activity. Gene Ontology annotation, biological process: base-excision repair, AP site formation via deaminated base removal; base-excision repair. The record is from RefSeq and is a predicted model, not a curated record. Lineage: Eukaryota; Metazoa; Arthropoda; Malacostraca; Decapoda; Nephropidae. The transcript has 5 exons.
GGCUUCCCACAUGGUGGUGUGUGAGGCGGCAAGACAGACAAAACCUUUACUUCACACUCUUGGGAAUCACUUUUGGACGUCCGAGUUAACCUGUUGCUGAAGUAUGGCGUCACAGGAAACAAUCAAGAACUUCUUUAAGCCUGUCAUUAAGCGCGAGAGCGAGGACUUAGAGGUUAAUGGUGUCACCAAAAAAUCAAAGAUUGAUGAGCAAAAUGAUCCUUCCAGAAUGCCCCCAAAGUGUCGUGAUGAGAAGGUCCAAUCUGGCCUUACCCCAGAGCAGAAACAACGCAUGAUGCAAAACAAAAUUAGGGCAGAGAUAAAAAAACAGUGUAAGAAAACUCCAGGUCUGCAUGAGAACAUUGGUCAUAGUUGGUACCUGGCCCUCAAGUCUCAGUUCUCUCAGCCCUACUUUGAGAAGUUGAGUAAAUUUUUGGAACACAAGCGCAAACGAGCAACAAUCUUCCCCCCAGAGGACCAGGUGUUCUCUUGGACUCAAGCAUGUAAGUUGCAGGACAUCAAAGUGGUCAUCUUAGGACAAAAUCCUUAUCAUAUACCAGGACAAGCACAUGGUCUAUGUUUCAGUGUUCAGAACGGUGUGCCACCACCUCCAAGGUACAGAAAAUUGUCUUAAGUUACUAAGUAACAAUACAUUCAUUUAAUUUCUCACCUUUAAACUUUUAUUAGUCAAUUAAACUAAAAUGUCUUAAUGUGGGUAACUUAGUAAAGGAAAUUACCUGGGCACUCUUUUUAACUAUUCCAUAUUGUUAUUUAUCACAAGUGCACUUUAUAGACACAAAUUUCAUUUAUUUACUGUCAUUUGUUGAGGGGAGAAACAACUGAAAAAGUAGGUCAAUAGCAUAUACGGUACAG